This is a messenger RNA of Suillus subalutaceus, 287 nucleotides long. RefSeq lists its product as uncharacterized. The record is from RefSeq and is a predicted model, not a curated record. The transcript is spliced from 3 exons. NCBI's taxonomy places the organism in Eukaryota, Fungi, Basidiomycota, Agaricomycetes, Boletales, Suillaceae. The coding region runs from base 43 to 255 and encodes 70 amino acids.
CACUUCGUCUUGCGCCGCAACAAUCAACCGCAAUCAACAUCGAUGUAUCAAAAAAUCAGUCGCGACGUCAAACUCGCUGCCGACAUUCUCGCUUGUGUUGGACAACUUGGAUUCUCGGAAAGUACUUUCUGGCGUGUCCUUAAACUUUGGCGCAAGACAGGCAACGUUGUUAGCCCCACCUGUAGCCUUCUUGGUUUCUUCAUUUCUGAGUAUGAAUACACUAUGAGAGUGUAUUCAAGAAUCAAUGGUCAAUGAACUUCGAACAAUUGUACCUUCCUUGGGCUUGG